AUGGCUACACCUAAGAACUUUCACGUCGCCGUGGUGGGUGGUGGUAUUGCAGGUGUGACUCUGGCGAUCGCUCUUCACCACCGCAAUAUCCCUGUGACACUUUACGAGCAAGCACAUGCAUUUGGCGAGGUGGGCGCCGGUGUGUCCUUCGGACCCAAUGCCGUCGCGGCGAUGAAAGCCAGCCACCAAGGCAUCUAUGAGGCCUUCCAGAAGGUCUGCACACGGAAUAUGUGGCCGUCCAAGGAGAAGGUCUGGUUCGACUAUCUUGAUGGGCAGACCAUGGGCACGUCGACUACUGCCCAGAAUCCCAGCCAGCAGGAUAUUGCCUUCACCAUCUCCAACAGCACCGGCCAGACCGGAGUCCACCGCGCGCACUUCCUCGACGAACUGAUCCGGUUGUUACCUGACCACAUCUCGCGGUUUAACAAGCGACUAGACACCAUAACCGAGCGCGCAGAUGGAAAGCUCGUCCUGAAGUUCGAGGAUGGCAGCGAGGACGUCACCGAUGUGGUGAUCGGUUGUGAUGGAAUCAAGUCACGGGUUCGGCAGCUGAUGGUGGGUGAAGACCACCCAUCUGCCAAGCCCUCCUAUACGCACAAAUAUGCGUACCGUGGUCUCGUGCCCAUGGACAAAGCGAUCGAGGCAAUCGGGGAAGAAUUAGCUUCCAAUUCCUGCAUGCAUAUGGGUCCCGGUGGCCAUGUAUUGACUUUCCCUGUUAACGAGGGAAAGACGCUCAACAUCGUGGCCUUCCACACCACUCCUGAUAACUGGGCAGAUUAUCCCAGGUUAACUCGACAGGGCAAGAGAGAGGAAGCUAUCAGCGACUUCACUGGAUAUGGACCUAACGUGAUCAAUUUGUUGAAGCUGACCGAAGAAGAACUCAGUGUAUGGGCAAUUUUCGACCUGGGAGAACAUCCUGUAUCCACAUUCAGUAAGGGGCGUAUCUGCAUCUCUGGUGAUGCGGCACAUGCCACAUCGCCGCAUCACGGCGCGGGAGCCGGGAUGUGCAUUGAGGACACGGCAGUAUUGGCGGCAUUGCUAGAAAGCGACCAGGUACAGACACCCAAGGACCUCGAGGAUGUUCUCACUACUUUCGAUCUCUGUCGUCGGGAGCGAACGCAGUGGCUGGUACAGAGCAGCAGGUUCGUUGGAGACUGCUAUGAAUGGCGGGCUGAGGGAGUGGGAAGAGAUUUCAAGAAGAUUGAAGAAGAAAUCAACCGCAGGAAUGAUAUUAUUUCCAAUGUGGAUAUUGAUGUCAUGUGUGAGAAUGCCCGACAGCAGCUUGCUCAGAGGCUCUCCAGUUCUUAA
Messenger RNA from Penicillium malachiteum, 1308 nucleotides. RefSeq lists its product as uncharacterized. Gene Ontology annotation, molecular function: FAD binding. Bases 1 to 1308 code for a protein of 435 amino acids. The record is from RefSeq and is a predicted model, not a curated record. The transcript has 3 exons. Gene Ontology annotation, biological process: secondary metabolite biosynthetic process. Lineage: Eukaryota; Fungi; Ascomycota; Eurotiomycetes; Eurotiales; Aspergillaceae.